GUCAAUCAGAGGAUGGAGAGGCAGUACACACGGUGACAGGCUGCAGGUGACCAGAGUAGGAUAGUCAUACGCUUAUCAGGAUGUAACCUCUCAACAGUCCGUCACUUUCUCUGGUUGUAAUAGUCAUUGCGGAUUGGUAAUUCUCGACAGGAGAAGAAAACAAAACGGCAUGUGUACUAAUCAAUAGGAUAUGGUGUGUAUGGUAUAUCUGGUACGACUAACCAAGUGAAAAUACCGCUUCAUUAAAACAGUGUGUCCGAAUAUUGGAAUGAUACAUCGCCAGGAGUAACAGGAAACGUUUCUCCCGUUAAAGAUAACAUGGAGAUGUUGGGCCGGUUCUGUCGCGCGAUCGUCAGGAGGAAAACCAUUGAUAACAAAACCCUGAAAGAUUCACGACUCAAAAGGGGACUGAACAUCUUCGACCUGGUUGGGAUAGGCGUUGGAGGGUCUCUAGGUAUUGGAGUAUACGUCAUAAUCACACAUGUUGUCAAACAUCAGACCGGACCUUCCACUGUGCUGUCUGUAUUGUUUUCCGGUGUGGCGGCCCUUUUAUCAGCCAUUUGUUACGCUGAGUUCGCCAUGCGCCUACCUCGCGCAGGCGCCUCUUACCUGUACACGUACGCCGUGCUCGGGGAGCUGUGCGCCUUCACUGUUGGGUGGACCAUGGUUCUGGAACACAUCAUAGGUGCAGCCGCUGCAGCCAAGGCUUGGGGCCAAUACCUGAACGUACUAAUGAACGGUACAGUCCAUAGAUAUUUCGAGGAACAACUUCACUGGUCGUUGGGUCCAGGGGCGUCAGAUAGUCCGGAUGUUGUCGCCUGUGCUCUCGUCAUUGUCGCCCUAAGUAUAGUUAUUGUUGAUGUCAAGGUGUCCGCUGUAGUGAGCUGCAUCUUUACCUUCCUUAACGGACUCGUCAUCUUGUGUUUGAUGUGUGUCGGCUUUUUCCACGUACGACACGAGAAUUGGACGGACCCCCCGGGAUUCUUUCCCUUUGGCUUUUCAGGGGUGGUGAGUGGGGCGGGGACGCUAUUCGUGGCCUUCUCGGGCGUCGAAGUGGUGGCGAGCAGCACAGAGGACACAAGGGAACCUCUCAAGGUCACAGUCAGCGCAAUAUUUACCACAAUGGCCGUCUGCUUCGCCACAUACUUUGGAGUCACGUGCGCCCUGACCUUGGCCUACCCAUGGAACAAACUCACGGACGAAGUGGCACUACCAUUGGCCUUUGAGGCUAGAAACAUAGACGGAUCUAAGUACGUAAUUGGAAUAGGCGGGAUAUGUGGUCUCAUAGCGUCUACACUUGGCUGUUUGUUCGCCGUUCCCAGAAUUCUUUAUGCAAUGUCAAACGACAAAGUUAUAUCAAAGUGUCUCGGACACAAUCCUGUUUGUAAAAGGAAUACGGGCAUAUCCUGUUUCGGUAUAGUGUUUGGAGGAAUAGUGUCGGCAGCAUUCGCCACGUGUUUUUGUCUGGAAGUUCUGAUCGAGAUGAUGGCGAUCGGCACACUGCUAUCAUUCUCUAUGGUGUCCCUGUGUGUGUUAUGUCAGCGAUACCAGCCUGGACAUAUCGGCUUGUACCAGGAGUAUGAUUCCAUGGACGACAGCCGAUAUAUGCAGUGUACAGAAUUCGUGUACGAUUUACCGUACACUUCCGGUAGUUGUUCCACGGAUACGCCGCCCAAGCGUAAAAAUCGUCCGCCACAAAAUUUAUGUGAAGGAACAGAAUCUCAGCCACUCACAGGCGGUGUGCAAAGAGGUAUGACGUAUCAAAAAAUGGAAAGCGUCGUCAAGACAACGCCGUCCGGAAGCAUCAGUAGUCUGUUCCAGAUUCCCAACGAUAUUCCUCUGGAACCGACAAGUCGGACGCUACGGACAGCCUCCAUAGCUCUUGUUGUUUAUAUAGUAUCGUGCCUGGUGCUAGCCUUGUUUGUUAAACUUGCCGGAUGUUACGUCACAAAUGUGUCAUGGUGGGCUUUAAUGGUAAUACUUUGUUGUGCAGUUUCCUUGAUAACAACGACAAUUUUAAUUACCAAACAGCCACAGAACCAGACCCGACUGAUAUAUCGGGCCCCUUAUGUUCCCUUUGUGCCACUGACGUCACUGCUGCUGAAUAUUUUCAUGAUGACGUCAUUAUCAUAUACGGUGUGGAUGCGUUUUUCACUCUGGUUACUUUUAGGUUUAUUUCUCUACUUUGUACACGGCUACCAUUCUAGUGCGGAGGGUAUUACGGACGAACAGGAAGUAGUAUUAUAUGCAAUAGGCGAGCAAGAGGAAAAUUAAACCACUGGUUUAACGAGAGAUGAGAAGUGUAGAUCGCCUGUCGUGGUAUGAUUCUGGACCGGAAUACGCUAUCACACCAAUCCGUGCAGGUGUGGGGACAGAGAAUGUAUUGUAUACCACAAUGGCCAAUUCCAGAAGGGUACAGACACUGAUGAAUUUCGAAACUUGGAUGGAUAAAGAGACUUAGUGGUGGUAUUACCAGUAACAGUACAGUAUUUUUGUGCCAAAGAUCUGGUUCAAGGAAUUUAUUAUUUCUUGUAUUUUGCUUCUAUUUACUUUUUAUACCUAAAGUAGAAACUUUAAGUUCGACUCAGGCUUUUAUUAUUAUUAUUAUUAUUUCUGUGCCAUUUUGUAACAAAAUUCACGACGUUAGCUUUACAUACAUCAUAUUAUCAUCAAUUGAAAACAGAAUUAAAUUAAAUAAUUACGUAAUGGAAUCGGAAAAGGGUCGGACAAUUUAUAAGAACCAUCCGUUCAUGGUAUCGGAAAUGGGUCGGACAAUUUAUAAGAACCAUCCGUUCCCUUUAAGGAUAUGCAAUAAGAUAUAUGAGAAUGGGUUGGAUGUUUUCUACUUCAGUUUAAUUUGUGAGAUUAUUUUCACCAUAACUCUGCUUUUAUAUAAUAACUUAGAUAACAUAGUGAUAGAAAUAGAAAUAAGCCUUAGUCAUGUUGAAGUUUUUAAGUAAAUUCCACUGCAUAACACAGGAUAAGAUUCUGAAGCGACCCUGCUGUAAUCGCCUUGUACCAUUAGAACAUUCAGGCCUUAUUAUUUGGUUGUCCAGUGUCCCCUUAACAGGACAUAGCGAAAUUAUACCCCCGAUGUGGGGUGUGGUGGAGUUGGUUUGGGAUGUGGGAGGGGGUGGAGGGGGGGUGCAUGCACAUGACAGCAGGCAGCGAGAUACAGCAGGCACAUUCAUAUUCUUCACGCGCCCCUGUACGGGUUAUAUGAGCAAGAGUUGUGCUUUUUGUGUCAACCAGAUGCCGUGCAAAUGAGCUUUGUAACUUUUGAAACACCAUAAUGACGUCACGAUGACUACUUGACAUGGCCUCUGCAUACAGAAUGAGACGGUAUACGUCGUAGUUUAACUAAUUAUUUUGUUUUUUCUAGUUCAUCUGUAAAUUGAUACUGACCAGCCUUGUGCUUGGCUAGUGUGAUUUGUACAAUGUGUAAAUACAUAUAUAUCUAUUUUUGUAUGCGAUGAUGGCGCAACAAUUCAUAGUUACAAAGUAACACUAUUCAAUUAGAAUACAUUCUAAGGUUUAUGUUGGAAUAUUUGUUUAAGAUGUAUAUACACUUCAAACAUGAAAUAUCGACGAAUCUGACGUCACGUGACGUUUCUGUGUCAAUCUAAUUGAAAUUAGACAUGAAGAGCGGAAAUUACAAGUCUAAUUUUAAUUGUAUUGUUUUUGGGUAGAACGUUUGUCACCGUGUUUUUCCCGUAUAAAAUAUUUAUUGUAUUUAAACCUGAUGACAGCUUUGUAACAUAAUAUACGUUUACUACAGGUGAAUAUAUAGAAUUUACAUACUGUAUGUAUUAAAACAUGUAAUACUGGAUCCAAAAGGGAAAUUACACCUUUUAAAGUACAACAAUUUCGGCAAUUAUUCAGUCAUGCAAAAUUUUGUAAUUUUGUCUGAAGUAUCCCAUAGUUCAACUCUAAACAAUACUUACCGGAUGAUUAUAUUUCAAGAGCUUGUAAUAAUAGCAUUAUCCUCUGUUUUAUUUUCCAGUGUAAAUAAUCAUGGACGAGACAAGUUCAGAAAACGUCGUCAUAUCCGUUUGGCAUCCUCUCCAAUCUAACUGUAACAAAUCUCAGGAUGAAUCGUUUUAUUUUGUAAAACAUGAAUUGAUGGUAACUUUGGUUUUCCUGAAGUCUUAUUGGAGAGGUAAACACGACAGCAAUCGUUACCAAUGUCAAUACGUUAUUAUAUACUGUCAAUAAUUAAGCAAGAUGUACGCUAUGACAUUUAUUGCUUGUUAAACUGUCACCACCAAAACUAGCUGCUACAUGAUAUAGUAAGUGUUCAAAGGGAGAGCACUCCGAUAACUUUUAUUCCAGUUGAGUUUAAAUGAAAAUCAAGCGGUUUAACACACUUUUUUUUUUGCUGUUUGUUAACGGACUUGGAAGGUACUCCAGUGAAAACAAUGCAUUGAUAUCAUUUCGUUGAAUUAUUUCUUUUCUGUAAUGCAAUGCAACUCGAGGGUAAUUUGUUGAGGGAAAAAAUGUCAUAUAUACUAAGUAUAAACCAGAUUCCAUGGCGUAUGAAGACUUCAUUGUGGGGUGAUUACGUAGCUAUUCGUUAAUGCUCGGGUGUGGUUGGAUUAACGAGAACUUUGUACUAUUCAUACAUUGUUAAUAUGUUCAUUCCAUUUGUCUAUAUCAUUGAAUAAAAUCUACAAUAGCGGAUGAUAGCUAAUA
Molecule: messenger RNA, 4692 nt
Organism: Pecten maximus
Lineage: Eukaryota; Metazoa; Mollusca; Bivalvia; Pectinida; Pectinidae
Product: cationic amino acid transporter 2-like
Exons: 9
Coding region: 319-2274 (651 amino acids)
Biological process (GO): transmembrane transport; amino acid transport
Cellular component (GO): plasma membrane
Molecular function (GO): amino acid transmembrane transporter activity
Source: RefSeq, a predicted model, not a curated record